Conger conger (European conger) is the source of this 2079-nucleotide messenger RNA. RefSeq names its product urotensin 1 (gene ucn1). NCBI's taxonomy places the organism in Eukaryota, Metazoa, Chordata, Actinopteri, Anguilliformes, Congridae. Gene Ontology annotation, cellular component: extracellular region. The record is from RefSeq and is a predicted model, not a curated record. The coding region runs from base 171 to 677 and encodes 168 amino acids. The transcript is spliced from 2 exons. Gene Ontology annotation, molecular function: hormone activity.
CUGACGUCAAUGGAGCAGUCUUGGAUGUAUAUAAACAUUCGUCAAGAAGCGUUCCAUUCCAAUCUCGUCCAAGCUGGACUUUUCGGACCAAGGUUUUGAGUACCACUUUUCUAACCUGUAUAGAACUUUUCCAUUUUCAACAGAGGAACAGGACACUGCGCCAAUCCAUUAUGAAGCCCGUUCCGCUGGUCCUGCUGAUUGCUACAGUACUUCUGACUUCUCACGUCCCCCCAAGCGCCUGUCGACCAAGGGAUCUCAACAGCUUUAAUGGGCACGGUUACAAAACCCAAAUGGACGAGGUCUUGUUAAAAGCUGGCGAUAACGCCAUUUCAUACCUAAUAGGGGAAAAGAUACUUAGAUAUCUGCAAAGAAAUCCAAAAUUUCAGAAAGGUCUACCGCAGUUUCCUUUAGACAACCUCCAGGUUAUGACGCCUCUCUCUACAAAGGAGCUCGGUCACUUGGCGCGCAGUUUUCCACUCACCAUUGAGGAGCGCUCGCUGGAAGAAGGCAACAGCCUGGAAGAACUCGCGGAGCUUUCCAAGAGGAACGACGACCCACCCAUCUCCAUUGAUCUCACUUUCCACCUGCUGAGAAAUAUGAUAGAAAUGGCAAGGAUCGAAAGUCAGAAAGAACAAGCGGAACUAAACCGCAAGUAUCUAGAUGAAGUUGGCAAGUGAUCCUUUGAUAUCACAGAAGAACAAAAUGUUUUCAAAAACAAACGAAUACCCUUGGCGCACUCCCUGAUCCAUGAAAUAGUUUUACUUUUCCUCUCAUUCAAACUACUGCUAACUAUAUCUACCAUUCCACAAAAAAAGUUAUUUCACUCAAAAGGAAGCAACACCGUUUGUCUAAAGCUCCAGUGAACAUGAAAAUGGUUCGACGUACGAUACUACCGUCCAAGACUCCCUCUUUUGGUCAUGGUGGACACCUACAGUACAGCGGGGAAACAAGUCUCAACAAACAUACGAACCUUGAACAUAAAGAAAGGGACUUCGGCAUUAUGUUCCACCUCAAUUACUCCCGAAUGUGUGGUUACCAAUAGGCCUAUAUUUGGAAUUCGAGUAGGCUAUAUGUGGUUGAUCAAUACCAUGAUUUCCCUCAUUUGAUUUAUGCUACUAAUGCCACGGUGAUGAUGGUUGAAUUUGCUUCACCUAUUGUUCAGUCUGCCUUAUGGGCCUCAUUGCUUCUUUCAAACAGUCCAUGUUGUGAACAUCGAAGUUGUUCUUGCCAAUAUAUUUUUAUUACUUCUACAUUUGUACAGGUUUUCUUUCAGUGUUGAAUGUAUCUGCAAGUUGAGGCAAGUGCCGUAUUUACAUCUAUUUCGGCGAGGUUAUUUGAAAAAUUGAAAUCUGAUAACAUGUCUGGUCUUACAGUAUAUUCUCACUCAAAAUAAUUAUUUUAAAAAUCACGUUAUUUAUAAAUUUCACCCGUUGUAGGCUAUGUUGAGUGAAUAUUGUUAACCGGGUCUAAGAGAGGAUUUGUGGCUUGCAUAAUUUCAAUAAUCACUUCGUGUUGUCCUUUCCCCGAACGUCCUAAACAUCAACAAUAGCCUAACGAUUAGGCUACCACUCUCAGAAAUAGCCACACUUUGUUGAUUACAAACAAGAUAUUUGUAAAAUUCCUACAGGAUUUCUUGGAAAUCAUUCCAUUGGAAUGUAUCAUUUCUCUCACACGUGGUACUGUAAUAAGCAACACCUGCACAUUAUCUCUGGUCCCCAUCAUCGCUCUUGGUGCUUUAGCCUGUGCGAGCGCUUCUUCAGCCUAUCAAUCAAUAUUCUCCCUGUCAAACAGCAGCGAUCUGUCGUUACCGCAAGCGACUGUUCUGCUAGUGCCCACAGUUCUCCGGUUGGACACGAUUGACCAUUUUUCUUUGAAGGAAAUGUGUUCUCGGCGUCCCCGACAACAUUUUUCUCCAAUUCAAUCCAAUGCACUGUCCAAAAGCCUUUACCCGGCAUGCUUAGUUAGAAUAAUAGAGAGAACAGUGUUUUGCUGAAUCCUUACCGAUCAUACGAUUGAAUGGUUUAGCACUAAAACGCUAUUUUGCCAUUUAUACUUUGUAAUAAAAAUAUCUGAAAAGAA